Molecule: messenger RNA, 396 nt
Organism: Porites lobata
Lineage: Eukaryota; Metazoa; Cnidaria; Anthozoa; Scleractinia; Poritidae
Source: the annotation of a GenBank genome assembly
UCAAAUGAAAGUGCGCGAAACCGCAGUGGAGGGAACCAAUAUGAUCUGCUACCCUUAGACAAGAAAUGCGAAACGUUCUUCGUGACUUUCGAUUUCUACUCUCCUCGAGCUCAUUUUAUCAUUGUGCCCCGCAAAAUGUUUCCUGUCCGGGAAAAUUAUAAUGAUCUUCAUCGUACAACCAGGCUAAGAAUUAUCGCAGCAGCAAAAGCCAUGGUCUCUCACUAUGGGCUUGAAAAGUCGGCUAUUUUAUCUGUCCACUUGGGGUCAUGGAUGGCCAAAAACAAUAGGUUUCAUGCCCAUGUUUGUGUAGACCUGGAUGAUUAUCUUCGCCUUUUUAAGACGAAGAAGGAAGAAAUCCCUGGAUGGCCCUCGAGAAAGUACGUUACGAAAGAAUAG